Molecule: messenger RNA, 363 nt
Organism: Brassicogethes aeneus
Lineage: Eukaryota; Metazoa; Arthropoda; Insecta; Coleoptera; Nitidulidae
Source: the annotation of a GenBank genome assembly
AUGGCUUUGAUGUUCCUAUUGGAUGAGAUAAGAUACGAAAUGGCAGGAGUGGUGGUAGAUCUAGUUCGAAACCCUGGUAUAACAUCUCUUAUGAAGGGUUACGUUAGUUUUACCGAGCAAGAUUGUACAACAAAAGCAGGAGAAAAACCCCAAAUACGUCUAGACAAAAUAGUUUGGAAAGUUGAACAUGUCAAAGUGGAUGAUGAGUUAAACUUGCAGUUGUUAUCAGUCAUUGACAAGGGUAGACCCUUGACUCUUGAUCACUGCCACAUAAAAAACUUCAAAGUUCAUUUGAACUCCGAGGUUUAUCCCUACGAUAAUUUAAACCUGAACAAACAAACAACAGUAUGCCCUGCUGUAUGA